AUGGGGUCGUCUCGUUGGACUUAUCGCCUCCAGGCGUCACUUGGGGCCAUCGCGACUCUUUACAACAAAUCCAAUGCCGCACCUGUAGCAGAGUCCGAGGUGGUUGUCUUGAGCAAGAAGCUCGCUUCAACCCCGUUUGAUGUCAUUGAUCCCCAGAACUGGGUCAACCCAGACAACAUGACUUGGGCAGAUUUUGUCUCGCCACCGGGAACCAACUGGAGCGAUCCCACGCGAAAAGGCUCGGAGCGAAACUUCAACAUUGCCCUGGUGACGAUUGACUACUCGGACCGGCCCUUUGUCGUCACGCAGCCCGCAGAGUCCACCAUUUACGGCAAUCCACUGCCGUUGGUAUCGGGGCUGACGCGAGACGAAGUGCCGGCCUACUACCGGGAUCUGCUAAACACGCCAAACGACUUGAACAACGGGCACACGCUACACGAAUACUGGAUGGGCGACUCGCACGGCCGAUAUGGCGUUGACCUGACCGUGUUUGGCGCCUACGAGAUGCCGUCUCUGGCAUACCAGUACGGCAUCUCGGCUGAUAUGAAUCUUGGUGGCUGUCCGGAAGCGGGAACGUGCAACCUCGACAUUCGCACGGAUGCGUUGGGACUGUGGCGCGCAGAUGUCGGCAACGAGACGGCUGACUCGUUUGAGCUCGUCUUUAUCCUCUCCGCCGGACAGGAUGAGUCGUCGACGUGGCAAGAGUUUGGCGAGAUGAAGUUCUUGACCAAGGAGGACGUUCCCGACGCGUUUGGUCCUCCCGAUGAGGCGGCCGCCAAUGCGACAAACUGGUCCAAGACGAGGUAUGUCGACUGGACAUCGUGGGCUGCAGCAUCCAACACCUGGCCAAAUGCGGGAGACGGAUCGUCGACUCAGGCUGAAAGCUCUGGCAUGUCUACAUAUGCUCACGAGCUCAGCCAUCUUCUCGAUAUCGGCGACAACUACAACAACCCGUACGGAGUACCGCUUCGCCGUGCCUACUCGGGCCCCUUCUCCAUGAUGGACCGAGGAAGUUUCAACGGGCCUGGAGGACCUCACUCUCGAUGGCAGAUUCCCGCUCUCCAGGGAGGGUCCAUGGGAUCUCUGCACACGGUCCGAGACAAGGCGCAGCUGGGGCUGAUUAGCAACACGACGAUUUUGCACCUCUCGCGCGAGGCGCUGGUGGACUCUGGGCUCAUCGUGGCCGAGGUGACGGCCCGCGCCGUCGUGACGGGCGAGGACGGCCUCAUUGGCCUGCGCGUCAACAUGGACGCCGACCUGUCGCCCAACUGCAGCGUCGCGACCGACGUGUUUUGCGACGGCGGCGGCUACGACCACUACCACGUCGAGGUCGUCGACCGCAUGGGCGCCGACUCGUUCCAGCCCGACCACGGCGUCAUGCUCAGCAAGACCAAGGAGCUGGACUCGCAGCCCUUUGUCUGGGUUAUCGAUGCGAACCCCCAGGAUAUCGAGUUGAUUGACUUUUACCGCCCCAACGGCACGGCGGCGUAUAUCACCUUGGGUGAUUAUCGCCAGCUUCUGGAUGCCCUGUUCCAUGCGGGCACGAGGUCUGGCAGCGAGUUUGAGUAUGUCGACGAAGCGAAUGAUUUGCACUUUUACAUUAUCAACAUUAACCGCGAUGAAACUGGUGUCCUUUCAUAUACCAUUGGAGUACGCUCAGUCACGGGUACAGCUGGACCCAGCACACACGGCGCAGCUCUCGAUGAAGGCACAGCACAAGGCGAGGAUGCCACGACCGACGGCCUCUUGUGCACGUUUUCAUUGACAAACAACGGAACCUAUGUUGAGAGCGAGAAUGGACACCCGGAUGAUGUCACGUCCUACCUUGACUCGGAUAUUUACCGCCUCAAUGCGACGGUUCAAGGAGAUGGAUGGACUGUACAAUUACCCAACGAACUUGUUACGGCCAAGUUUGGUGCCUCGGCCGAUGCCAAGGUAGCUGUCGCAGCAUCUUCAGAGGAUGCGGCUGAUUCCGCUGUAGUUACUUUGACGGCAACUUCAGAGUCUGACUCGUCCAUAGUUGCGACGGCGACGUGCCAAGUCCAAAAGUGA
Messenger RNA from Pestalotiopsis fici W106-1, 2052 nucleotides. RefSeq lists its product as uncharacterized. The transcript has a single exon. The record is from RefSeq and is a predicted model, not a curated record. The coding region runs from base 1 to 2052 and encodes 683 amino acids. Gene Ontology annotation, molecular function: peptidase activity. NCBI's taxonomy places the organism in Eukaryota, Fungi, Ascomycota, Sordariomycetes, Amphisphaeriales, Sporocadaceae. Gene Ontology annotation, biological process: proteolysis.